UAAGAAAGAUGGACAACGCCAGACUUUCCAGACAGUACUCCAAACUGAAGUUUGCAGAUCUAUCUCUUGGACAGCUUCGGAAGAACCAAGAAAAUCAGUUUCAUGUCCCUGUAGACUUUUUUAGUGUUUAAUUAAGUAAGAAUAAGUAAAUUUUUUUUAGAUGAUACUUUAAUAAAUCUAUGUAUUUUGAGUUGUCGAGUUUGGGGAAGGAAUUCAAAAAAAAAAUUUAGAGGGGGGGGGGGGAAAGAAUUAAAAAUAUGGAAUUAUAACACCCCUGCUUUUCUAAUCUGUAUUUUUUCUUUGCUUGAUUCGAUUAAUAAUCUUAAUUUACUUGAUAUUUUCACCAUGUUCUCGUUUUAUAAAUAGCUAUUCCAGAUAUAAUGGCAGAAACAAUAGAAGAAUAUAUUAAUCUUGAGGAGUUUGAGAUGAAAGAAGAGACAGUUUUCAAGGAAGAAGAAAUCUUUCUCUCCUCUACUGUAGAGAACAUGUGUUCUGUUUAUAUACAGGGAGAAGGAAUAAAGGAGGAAGAGUUGAAGGAGGAGAUAGUUUAUAUCAAGGAUAAAGUAAUUACUCCUUCUACUGUAGAGAACACAUGUACUGUAUAUGUACAGGGAGAUGUCAAAAUGGAAAAUACUAGAAUUCUAGAAAUUGUGAAACAAGAGGAUUCUCUGCUGUCUGUGUCAAGGAGAACAAAAAGUUUACAAGAUGAAAAGUGCUUUUCGUGCGUUAAAUGUGAAUAUUCUUCAAAAUAUUUAAUUCUUCUGAGAACACACAUGAAAAGUAAACAUAGAAUAGUUCUCAAUGAAGAGGAUCCUCUGCUGGUUGGAUCAAAGAAAACCAAGAAGAGGAAACUAGAAGAAGUGAGAUAUCCAUGUGAUAAAUGUGAGUACAAUGCAACUGAAGAAAAUGAUCUUAAGAGACAUUUUGAGAGUAAACAUGAAGGGGCGAGUUAUCCAUGUGUUAAAUGUGAGUAUUAUGCAACCAGCCAACGUUAUCUCAGAGAACAUAUCAAGAAUAAACAUGAAGGAGUGAAAUAUCCAUGCGAUAAAUGUGAAUUCUCUUCAACUACUGUAAGGGGUCUUAUAGGACAUAUCGCUAGUAUACAUGAAGUAGUGAAAUAUCUAUGUGAUAAAUGUGAGUUUUCUGCAACCAGCCAUAGUUAUCUCAGAGAACAUAUCAAAAAUAAACAUGAAGGAGUGAAAUAUCCAUGCGAUAAAUGUGAAUUCUCUUCAACCACUGUAAGGGGUCUUAAUAGACAUAUCGCAAGUAUACAUGAAGAAAUUAAAAGAUAUCCAUGUAAUAAAUGUGAAUAUGCUACAACUACAGCACACCAGCUAAGGAAACACUUAUGUAAGAAACACUAAUGAAGAAUAUAACUCGCGUCCACAUGCUCUAUAAAGAUAUUAGUUUAGAAGGAAGUACCCUCUCCUUCUACUGAAGAGGAUACAUGUACUGUAUAUAUAAAGGAAGAAUAUGUUUAUAUCAAGAUGAAGAUGGAAGUACCCUCUACUUCUACUGAAGAGGAGACAUGUACUGUAUAUAUAAAGGAAGAAUAUGUUUAUAUCAAGAUGAAUUUUGGAAGUACCCUCUCCUUCUACUGAAGAGGAUACAAGUACUGUAUAUAUAAAGGAAGAAUAUGUUGAGAUGGCAAAUACUAAGACGACAGAUGAAAUAGUUCUCAAUGAAGAGGAUCCUCUGCUGGUUGGAUCAAAGAUAACCAAGAAGAGGAAACUAGAAGAAGUAAGAUAUCCAUGUGAUAAAUGUGAGUACAGUGCAACUAAAGCAAAUGAUCUUAAAGAGACAUUUUGAGAGUAAACAUGAAGGAGGAAGAUAUCCUUGUGAUAAAUGUGAAUACAUUGCAACAUACCAAGGUAAUCUAAGAAGACAUAUCAAGAAUAAGCAUGAAGAAGUGAGUUAUCCAUGUAAUAAAUGUGAGUUUUCUACAACCACACUGUUAGAAAUGCCAUUUUGUAAAUUUUCAAUAUCAUCAUAUUUCAGGCCAAUAUAACCAGUAUAUAGAA
Messenger RNA from Eurytemora carolleeae, 2021 nucleotides. RefSeq names its product zinc finger protein 711. Gene Ontology annotation, biological process: regulation of transcription by RNA polymerase II. Gene Ontology annotation, molecular function: DNA-binding transcription factor activity, RNA polymerase II-specific; RNA polymerase II transcription regulatory region sequence-specific DNA binding. NCBI's taxonomy places the organism in Eukaryota, Metazoa, Arthropoda, Copepoda, Calanoida, Temoridae. Bases 381 to 1364 code for a protein of 327 amino acids. The transcript is spliced from 3 exons. The record is from RefSeq and is a predicted model, not a curated record. Gene Ontology annotation, cellular component: nucleus.